GGGCGAAUGUGAUUAAGGUAAGUGCCUGGCUUCGCACAAAAUACGAUAUCUCUGCCGUACAUAUAAUACAAUAAUCAAUGAUUAUAAAACAUUCUGUAUAAGUUUUGUAAUAUUAAAUAAGGAAAAUCAACUAGAUAUCGUAUUUUGCGCGAUGCUAGGUACUUACCUUAAUCACAUUCGCCCGCCAGUACAGCUAUCAAAUCAGUUUUUGAAUGAGUUUUUGUAAGUAUUUUGAUAUUUGUUGCAUAAACAUCUAACUCUAGUUUCAAUAUUAUCUUCCUUAAUUUUAAUCAAAUUUUGUCUCGUUUUUUUAUUCAACUCAUAAGAGUACAGCCCAUGAUAUAUAUAGAAAUUUUUUUAUGAAUUGCUCAUAAUUAAUGAGAAUAUUUAAUAAUACUGUGUAAAUUCAAUCUACUUCUGAAAAGUACCAGAGGUUUGUUUCAGAAAACUCCAUGUAUUUGAGUGGACCGGCCGGAAUUACCCCACGUAAAAUAGCUUAGCGGCUGGAAUUACCCUCGACCGAUUUGGAGAUCCCUGUCUCCUUUUGAACACUGAUCGAAAACGGUUUCGGCUUAUUCGAUUAAAAACACCCUAGAAAUACGCAAAUAUAUAUUGUAUAUUUUCAUGGUCAGUAAUAUUCUUUUGAUCAAGUUUUCAAUGAAAAUGUUUCAAAACGAAAACAACAUUUUACAAAGAAGUUUUCUUUAGCUCUAAACUAACGUAGAACUGAUUCAAAGAGUUCACCAAAAGGAUUUAUUAUAGUGGUUCUCAAAGCGAUUUUUCAAAGCAUUCAUCAAAGUGACUGUUUAGAGCGAUUUAGAAGGUGUUAGCCAGUACUGAUAACAGAGAACGCUUUAUUUGAAACGUGGUGACUAUAUACAUAUACAGGCAUGAAUUUGGAAAAAACCAGGAAUAUGUUGAAAAGGAAAAUGAACGAUAUUGGAAGUGUACUAUAAGGAGAAAGAACGUACAUAUAAACAUUUCCCUUAACUCAUAGUGAUGACGUGUUAGUUAUAUGCCUAUAUGACUUCUUUCUAUUCUUUCCUUUUUGUCUAAGGUAUUUUGGUAGUGCUCCUUUGGUUUUUUCCAUUAUCAUUAUUUCAAGGCUAUUCAUAGGAAGUUUCAACUUACGAAUUCUGCGCAUGAUGUACACACACAUCACAUUCUUCCUGAUGCGUCAUAUAUCGCCUCAUCUUCUCUCGAUUCUAAUAAUAAACGUACCCACGCACCGGUGCGCACCCGUGCCCAUCAAGUGCCGAACCAAUGCCGAUUGGCAUCCGUGCGUGCCAGUGCCAAUAUAUUUCUGCCGAAAUAGUGCCGCACUGGCAAAAAUCGGUGCCGCACUGAUAAUUUAUUUAAUCAAUUUAAUUAGUUCUUUAUUAUCGUUGUUUAUGCUGAAUUUUGUAUUAGAGUGCGGCACUGAUCAGUAUCACAUUGACAUGCCAAAACCAUGCGACAUUGCCUCGGCACUUCUCUUAUGAGAUGGAAAAGAUGAAGUCAGAAAGACAUUCAAAAUAUCAGAAGUAGACUGUAGCGUUAAUAUAGACAGAAAUUGACCAAAUAAAAUGGUGAUUGAAAACAAACUGGUGCGCACCGGUGCGAGAUUUUUCAUUCUUUUUGGCACUGGUGCGCACCGGUGCGAGAUUUUUACAUUCUUUCUGGCACCGAUGCGCAUCGGUGCUCAGAAAAAAAUUAUUCGGCACCGGUGCGCACCCGUGCACAACUAGUGCCGAUAGAAUAUUUUUUUGUAGGAUCAGAAUCAAUGUUGGAGACGACUAUAAACAACAGCAAAAAAGUCAAUUUCUACUUACGAAUGAUCCAAAUCAACAAAGUUCUAACUAUUUGAUGCAAGGCCACUGAGAAAAAACGAUUCAUCUAAAGAAAUUAAGAUACAUUUCUUGAGACUCGACCGCCUCAACUGAUUCCACAUGACUCCAGGAGACUCCAUACGACUGGAGUCGAACGGAGUCUGCUGUUUCCCCCUUGCUUUACACACUCCUUUUUUGGUAGCGUUCCUCCUUAGUUCCUCUUUUUUAGAAAAACCUCAGUACGAAGCUAGGAUACCAUCAUUAUGACAAACAUGUUAACAAUUAUACUUCAUACCGUUACCAGUUCUAAUUAUGCUUUGAUUUGUGCAAUUUUGUAUCGAAUAGGAAAUGUUGAGAGGGUCUCUAUGACGCGUCUAGUUAUUGGUUAACGAUUUUUAAUUGAUUAGAAAGAAUCUUCUACUGCGAUAAUGGAAGAUUGAAUUGUGCAAAGCGGAAACUUAACUGUUGAUGUUGAAAAAUUCAACAUGUCUUUUUGUAUCUAGUUACAAUAUUAGUAACUCCAAAACUACAACCUCACAUUCCCGUUUGUUAGAUCCUACACCUCAGCGUAAUCAUUCAGAAACAUCUGAUGCGUUUAGUAUAAGGCUUCUACUUUUAUUUUUAGAUUAUUGUGCGAAAAUAUUUAAUAAAAUAUCGUUUUCGUUCUGUUUUACGAUAUCCAAUUUUGCCAUUCUUUCUGAACACAAUUCUUCGUAUCUUUUUUCCUUUCAGAUGCAUCAUUCAAAUGGACAACGAAUAUUUAUUAUUUGUCUUCAUUUAACGCAACGUUUUCUAACAAUUAAAUUUUUAUUUGGCUUCGCAACUGGUAUAAUAUUAACACUUAUUUUUAAUAGUAGGGGAAUAAAUGAUUUAUCUGAUACAAAAUCAUUUCGUCCUGAUCAGUCUAAAUUUGAAUAUGAAAAAAAUAAAAACCAAAAACCUAAUGAUGAUUAUCUAAAUAGUGUGAAUGAUAAUAAACAAAGUUUAACUGGAAAAUGGAAGUAUAAUUGGGACGGAAAUCUAACAACACGCGGUUCAUCAUCAAGAAAUCUCUAUUUAAUACGACAUGGCCAGUAUUACGAUAAUGCAAAACAACUGUCGGAUAUGAAAUUGACACCAUUAGGUCGAGAACAGGCAGUUUAUACUGGUAAACGGUUAAAUGAAAUGAAACUUAAAUUCAAUCGUUUAAUACAUUCUGGAAUGGUUCGUGCUCGAGAAACUGCUGAAAUAAUUACAGAAAAUUUACAGCAAACAAUAGAAUUGACUGAAGAUAAAAAUUUAACAGAAGGUUUACCGAUUGCUCCUGAACCAUAUGCUGGCAUAUCUCAAAAAGAUGUUGAGGUGAAUGAAUUAUACUUGAUGUAUGGAGAUAAAUCCCGCAUUGAUCAUGCUUUUCGAACAUAUUUUCACCGAGCAAUGCCAUCUCAGAGCUCUGAUACUCAUGAUAUUAUAGUAUUUCAUGCUAAUCUUCUACGAUAUUUUAUCUGCAAAGUUAUGCAGUUUCCAGCUGAAGCUUGGCUGAGAAUCACACUCAAUCAUGGAAGUAUUACACAAAUAACUGUACUGGCAGACGGAACCGUCAUAUUGAAGAAUAUUGGUGAUGCAGGUUUUAUUCCGGUAGAAAAGGUUACAUUUUGA
Molecule: messenger RNA, 3446 nt
Organism: Didymodactylos carnosus
Lineage: Eukaryota; Metazoa; Rotifera; Eurotatoria; Philodinida; Philodinidae
Source: the annotation of a GenBank genome assembly